This is a messenger RNA of Euleptes europaea (tarantolino), 1415 nucleotides long. It is a transcript of the gene LAYN, whose product is annotated as layilin. Gene Ontology annotation, molecular function: hyaluronic acid binding. Bases 1 to 1407 code for a protein of 468 amino acids. The record is from RefSeq and is a predicted model, not a curated record. The transcript is spliced from 6 exons. NCBI's taxonomy places the organism in Eukaryota, Metazoa, Chordata, Lepidosauria, Squamata, Sphaerodactylidae.
AUGCGGAGCCCCCCGCUCGGGCUGCUGCUGCUGGUGGUCGUCGGAGAAGCCGCCUCCGGGACGCUGCGAGGCAAGAGGGGGCGGCUGGCGGGCCGGGGGGCGGCGGGGGCGUCUCUCCCUCCCCAGCCGGAGGAGUCGGGCGGGCCAGGGCGGGGGUCCUGCAGCGGGUCCAGGCUGGAGGCUCCUGCGCGGGCCGGGGGCGUCGUGCAAAGCCCGGGGCGGGCGGCGGACGGCUCGGGGCCAAAAGUUGCGGAGCGUCCGAGCCGCCGCGUUUGCCCCGCUGCAAAAGUGGGGAGCCGCCCGUCUGGGGUCCCCGAGCCGGGCUGCUGGGGCGUCUGGGCCGGUCGCCAGUUCAAGGGACCCGCCUCCAGGAAACAGGCUCCUUUCUCUUCCCUUUCCACAGGGCAGGCCAUCUGCCGGGGCGGGACCCAGCGACCCUGCUACAAGAUCGUUUACUUCCACGAUGUGUCACGCAGGGUGGGCUUUCGGGAAGCCUUUGAGGCGUGCAGAAGAGACGGGGGGCAUCUGGUGAGCAUCGAGUCGCAGGCGGAACAGAGAAUGAUAGAGAAGAUCAUCGAGUCUCUCUCUGCUUCCGACGGCGAUUUCUGGAUUGGGCUUACGAGAGAAGAGGACCCCGACAACAGCACCGAAUGCCCAAAUUUGUACUCGUGGUCCGAUGGAAGUUCCUCUGUGUUUCGAAACUGGUACAUAGAUGAGCCCUCCUGCGGAAGUGAAAUCUGUGUUGUGAUGUAUCACCAGCCCUCUGCGCCUCCCGGUGACGGCGGCCCGUACAUGUUCCAGUGGAACGAUGACAGAUGCAACAUGAAGAACAACUUUAUCUGCAAAUACUCUCUGGAUGUCGUAACGGAGCCUUCGAUGUUUGCACCCCCAGAAGAGCCCAUUAAAGAAGAUGUAAAUAAUAUAACUGUCAGAGAAGCCAAAGAUCCUCUUUGGAGCCUCGCCUAUGUCUUAGUCCCCAGCAUCCCUGCCCUGCUUCUUCUUUUGGUCAUCACAGCCAUCUUCAGCUUCUGGCUCUGCGCAAAGAGGAGACGAGAGCGGACGGAAGCAAAUAAGAAGGGGCAGGACACCUGGCUGUCUCCCAACAGGCAGACAAGCCCCAGUUUGGAGAUAUACAACGUCAUUAGGAAACAGUCGGAAGAAGAUCUAGGCAGGACCAGACCGGACAUUAAGAACUCUUCGUUCCGGGGCCGUUCCGGAGACGACACUCCCGACGACCUCUCCGGAGACUACGAGAAUAUGGCUGUCAACACCUCCGAGAGCGGAUUCGUGACGCUGGCCAGCAAUGAAAGUGGUUUUGUCACCAACGAUAUAUACGAGCUGUGCAAUGACCGAGUGGGGCAAAGCAAAGAGUCUGCUUGGGUCGAAAAUGAAAUCUACGGCUAUUGAGGAAGACC